GGGCGCGCCGCUCAGCUCCUGCGAAAGCAGCGGGGGCCGCUGAACCGGAGCCGGAGCCGGAGCCCCGGGCGGGCCGAAGCGGGCUGCAGAGACAUGGGAUCCGCCGACUCCAAGCUGAACUUCCGGAAGGCGGUGAUCCAGCUCACCACCAAGACGCAGCCUGUGGAAGCCACCGAUGACGCCUUUUGGGACCAGUUCUGGGCGGACACGGCCACCUCGGUGCAGGAUGUCUUCGCCCUGGUGCCGGCGGCGGAGAUCCGGGCCGUGCGGGAGGAGUCACCCUCCAAUCUGGCCACCCUGUGCUACAAGGCAGUCGAAAAGCUGGUGCAGGGGGCCGAGAGCGGCUGCCACUCUGAGAAAGAGAAGCAGAUCGUCCUGAACUGCAGCCGGCUCCUCACCCGCGUGCUGCCCUACAUCUUCGAGGACCCCGACUGGAGGGGCUUCUUCUGGUCCACAGUGCCCGGCGCAGGGCGAGGAGGGCAGGGAGAGGAGGACGAUGAGAGUGCCCGACCGCUGGCCGAGUCCCUGCUGCUGGCCGUCGCCGACCUGCUCUUCUGCCCGGACUUCACGGUCCAGAGCCACCGCAGGAGCACUGUGGACUCGGCGGAGGAUGUCCACUCCCUGGACAGCUGUGAAUACAUCUGGGAGGCCGGGGUGGGCUUCGCGCACUCCCCCCAGCCCAACUACGUCCACGACAUGAACCGGAUGGAGCUGCUGAAGCUGCUGCUGACGUGCUUCUCCGAGGCCAUGUACCUGCCCCCGGCUGCAGACAGUGGCAGCGCCAACCCCUGGGUGCAGUUCUUUUGUUCCACGGAGAACAGACACGCCCUGCCCCUCUUCACCUCCCUGCUCAACACCGUCUGUGCCUAUGACCCUGUGGGCUACGGGAUCCCCUACAACCACCUGCUCUUCUCCGACUACCGGGAACCCCUGGUGGAGGAGGCUGCCCAGGUGCUCAUCGUCACCCUGGACCACGACAGUGCCACCAGCGCCAGCCCCACGGUGGACGGCACCACCACCGGCACCGCCAUGGACGAUGCCGAUCCUCCAGGACCCGAGAACUUGUUUGUGAACUACUUGUCCCGCAUCCAUCGUGAGGAGGACUUCCAGUUUGUCCUUAAGGGCAUGGCCCGUCUGCUGUCCAACCCCUUGCUCCAGACCUACCUGCCUAACUCCACCAAGAAGAUCCAGUUCCACCAGGAGCUGCUGGUUCUGUUCUGGAAGCUCUGUGACUUCAACAAGAAAUUCCUCUUCUUUGUGCUGAAGAGCAGUGACGUGCUGGACAUCCUGGUCCCCAUCCUCUACUUCCUCAACGACGCCCGAGCAGAUCAGUCUCGCGUGGGCCUGAUGCACAUCGGCGUCUUCAUCCUGCUGCUGCUGAGCGGGGAGCGGAACUUCGGGGUGCGGCUGAACAAGCCCUACUCGGUGCGCGUGCCCAUGGACAUCCCCGUCUUCACGGGCACCCACGCGGACCUGCUGAUCGUGGUGUUCCACAAGAUCAUCACCAGCGGGCACCAGCGGCUGCAGCCCCUCUUCGACUGCCUGCUGACCAUCGUGGUCAACGUGUCCCCCUACCUCAAGAGCUUGUCCAUGGUGGCCGCCAACAAGCUCCUCCACCUGCUGGAGGCCUUCUCCACCACCUGGUUCCUCUUCUCCUCUGCCCAGAACCACCACCUGGUCUUCUUCCUGCUGGAGGUUUUCAACAACAUCAUCCAGUACCAGUUCGACGGCAACUCCAACUUGGUCUACACUAUCAUCCGCAAGCGCAGCGUCUUCCACCAGCUGGCCAACCUGCCCACGGACGUGCCCACCAUCCACAAGGCACUGCAGCGGCGCCGGCGGGCGCCCGAGCCCUUGUCCCGCACCGGCUCGCAGGAGGGCAGCUCCAUGGAGGGCUCCCGGCCCGCUGCCCCCGCCGAGCCUGGCACCCUCAAGACCAGCCUGGUGGCCACCCCAGGCAUCGACAAGCUGACGGAGAAAUCACAGGUAUCGGAGGAUGGCACCUUGCGGUCUCUGGACCCUGAGCCCCAGCAGAACUCCGCUGACGGUGGCCGCACCAUGGGGACAGACGAGGGAGACUCCUGGAGCAGGGAGCCGGGCCACCCGUGGCGGGAGCAGCGGCAGCUGUCCAGCACGGCAGCCAGCGGGCAGUGGAGCCCAACGUCCGAGUGGGUGCUGUCCUGGAAGUCGAAGCUCCCGCUGCAGACCAUCAUGAGGCUGCUGCAGGUGCUGGUGCCCCAGGUGGAGAAGAUCUGCAUCGACAAGGGCCUGACGGACGAGUCGGAGAUCCUCCGCUUCCUGCAGCACGGCACCCUCGUGGGGCUGCUGCCCGUGCCCCACCCCAUCCUCAUCCGCAAGUACCAGGCCAACUCGGGCACCACCACGUGGUUCCGCACCUACAUGUGGGGUGUCAUCUACCUGAGGAACGUGGACCCGCCCGUCUGGUACGACACUGACGUGAAGCUGUUCGAGAUCCAGCGAGUGUGAGGCUGAAAACAGCCAGGGGAGGGGCCAGGGAAGGACUGGGGCCCUGGGCCCCGCCAGUGCUCCCCCAGAUCCACUGUUCUGACUUUGAAUUCCCGCGAUCAGGGUGGCCACGUCCUGGGUGGCAGGCCCCAGGGGCCCCUUGCAGCUGGGGGGUGGGCAGGGCCCUACUUGGAGCCAGGGCCCGCCUAGAGCCCCCACCUCACACUGGCUCCCCCCAAGAUCCAUUUCAGUGCUGACCCCUCAGGGCCGGCCCCGUUUCUGGCUGCCCAGCUCCAGAGGCCACAGGCCACCGUGCUCGAAUGGGGCUGCCCAAGAAGGGUCCUGGCUGUCCCUGGGCAGGUGAGGGGAGCCCUUCGGUGCCUCCUAACCUGCAGGAGCCCCCCCAGCCCCGCUCACUGCCAGGGCCCCUGGGAGCAGCAAGUGUGUCCGUCUGCUCGCCCAGGGGCUUGGGGCUGGCAGGCUGCAAGCACCAGACUGAGGGACCCCCAUGGAGUUUAGGGUUUGAAAUGGGGUAUUGGGUGUCCCCUGUUAUAUUCUCCUGGGUCAGUGGAUGUAGUCUGGCCCCCUCUUAUCCAGUAACAGGGGAUGGGGAGUGCCCGAGGCAGCAGCUCAGCCCUCCGGGCUCCAGCCUAUUGCCCUGGAGCUGGGCCCCGGCUCUGCCUCAGGUCCCCUCACCCCCAUGUCAGUACAAUCUCUGCUCAGUACAAUCGACCUUUUUACACAAUAAAAUCUCCCUCUCCA
Choloepus didactylus (southern two-toed sloth) is the source of this 3228-nucleotide messenger RNA. It is a transcript of the gene HID1, whose product is annotated as HID1 domain containing. The transcript has 19 exons. The coding region runs from base 94 to 2487 and encodes 797 amino acids. The record is from RefSeq and is a predicted model, not a curated record. Gene Ontology annotation, cellular component: membrane; Golgi trans cisterna; Golgi medial cisterna. NCBI's taxonomy places the organism in Eukaryota, Metazoa, Chordata, Mammalia, Pilosa, Megalonychidae.